Messenger RNA from Ylistrum balloti, 2742 nucleotides. Its product is annotated as F-box/WD repeat-containing protein 5-like. The transcript is spliced from 8 exons. Gene Ontology annotation, cellular component: Cul4-RING E3 ubiquitin ligase complex; SCF ubiquitin ligase complex. Gene Ontology annotation, molecular function: protein binding. Lineage: Eukaryota; Metazoa; Mollusca; Bivalvia; Pectinida; Pectinidae. The record is from RefSeq and is a predicted model, not a curated record. Gene Ontology annotation, biological process: protein ubiquitination. Bases 79 to 1833 code for a protein of 584 amino acids.
CGAUAAUGAACAGGCACCGCAAAUGAAUUAGCAAUAUAACACUCUGUUGCUGAUGUAGAAGCAGAUUCGAGAUAAAAAAUGACAACAGUAUGUCCAUGGCAGAACCUUAUUCCAGACACAAUUUUGCUGCACAUCUUUGGCUUUCUUGAAGCAAGGUCUUUAAUAAGGGCUAGUUGUACUUGCCAUAGAUGGCAUAGAAUUGCCAGAGAUGAGAGUCUGUGGAAAGUCCUGGCUCAGAUGGACUGGAAUACCAAAGGUGGCCACAAAGACAGUGAUCAGACCUGGUACAUGGAAUAUAAACGUUUAUUUUUCCAUGCACCAACACAAUUCAGUGAGAGAAUUGAAGGACACACUGACGAGGUUUUAGAUGUAGCAUUUUCACAUGAUGGAAGAUUAUUUUGCACGACUUCUAAAGAUACCAAGGUCAAGAUCUGGGAGGUCGGAAAUCCUACCCAGCUGCUACACUCAGCGGACCUAGGUCUGGCCUUGGAUUGGAACAUGACACAGUAUGCGACCUUCAAUAGUAACGACUCCUAUUUGUUAGUAUGUGGAGUUAAGUUCCAACUCCCAGCUGCUGGAUCUCAAUCUCUAGGCCUUGGAGUUGUAUUUAGGAUGAAAGAUUUCCGCCUGAUACAGGAGAUGCCGAUGGACCCACCCCACCUGUUUGCUGACUGGUAUAAUGACGAUAUUUGUGUUGGAGGAUUUGUACCUACUGCGGCCAACAAUGACUUUUUUUGUGUGAAGGCUUUUAAAGUUAUUGAUACUGUACCAGACAAUAUUCCACUGAGGUGUCCCUACAUUGAAGGAACUGUUAUCUAUUCAUUCUUUGGAGAUCAUCAUCGCACUAUGAAUCUUCUUGUGGCCAAUGUGCCUCACAAACAAACAAAAUUACCAGUCACAAGUAGUCAGUGUAAUUACUCAGUGAAAGACACCCCUCAAAACUCAGAAACUGAAUCUGAUUUGAUAGAAGCAUUUAAUAAUGAUUUCCAUUUAAGUCCAUCAGUGGCUCCCAAAGACCAUACUCAAGACUGUCCAAGUUAUGCUAACAUAUCAAAUAAUGGAGACAGUUCAAGCAGCUUAUAUAAAGAGCAGAGCCAGUCUACGAAACCUUCCACGAAAGUCUGUGAUAAAUAUGAAGAGAAACUUUCUGGUCUACAAGACUCUGUGUCCGUCUUGCAGGCCUUUGAUAAAUAUAUGAUAUUUGUAACAGGAGAACAGCACAAUGCUAUAGCCUUUCACAGGGUAGAAGAAUUGCCUGAUACACUAGAAGCAAAGGAGAGAGGUAAAAAAUUACAUGAAGAGUCAUUGAAGAAGUUUACAAAGUUAUCAACUGCUCCAGUUACUCAGCUGGCGACGCCAGAAAACCCUACCAAAAGCAUCCAUUUACCUGGUCAUUACAUUUCAGGCAUGAAGCUCUCUAGGGACCACAGAUACUUAUUUUUUAAUUGUCGAUAUGCUAUUUAUGAUGUGGAGCUAGGAUAUCCUAAGCUUAUGGAGGACAUGGAGGUAAAAGCGAUUGACCUUCAGACAUUUCGUCUGGUGCCUGAACUAGCAUUUGGUGGCCACAAGGGUUUCUCCGAGUUUCCAGCUUGGUACAUAUGCCUCGAUUCCUGUCAGGAUUAUGUUGCUAGCGGAAGUGAACAGUUCUUGGGAUACCUAUGGGACCGUCGUUAUCACACUUGUCUAGCCACACUUAGGCAUUGUGAAGGGGUCGUCAAUGGUGUGGCAUUUAACCCUGUGGACCCAGAGUGCCUAGUUACCGUGGCUGAUGAUCACAUCAUCAACAUCUGGCGAUCCAGAAACAGAAAGAAACAGAUUGGAGAACAUUCUUAGCUCAAGGCUCAAGUUGUAACUAGAACAAAAUCAACACAUGGUCUAUUUAUUGUUGGUAUUUUGAUGAUAAGUUUCCAGCUGGCUGCUUUUUAAAUCCUUCAAAAUGGGCAAUGUUGUACAAAUGUCAUGUCUAGCUUGAGUGGAUUUCUUUACUGGUAGAAGUUUAUUGUCCUGGUAACUCUAUAGGUAUGAAAUAUAUUCUAUUGUGAUUUUAUAUAUAGUAUAAGUCAGAAAAUAAACUUCUAACAUGCGGUAGGAUAUUGAUUUGUUCCCAGACAGUAGAAAUUGGUAUGUGUAAUUUAUUUCAGAAGGAGCUUGUGAAUAUUUGUGUACAGUACAUGUAUUGCACAUGUGAAGUCAGAGAUUAAAAUGUUACAUUUGUUUUGUUUGAUAUACAAAGUUCAAUAUUACUGUUUUAACAUACAGAUGUUGUUUGGUGAUAAAAUCUUUUCCUACACUUUUGAUAGCUAUAGAAAAGAAGUCCUUAUGACACAACCGGUAGAAGAUUAGAGUGUGACAUUUUGAUGACCACACAGGCACCUUCAUCAGACCAAUGUGGAGCAUACUAGCACUGACAUCCUUUCACUGAUUGUGUUAUAAGAACUUUUGUUUCAUUGACAUUACCAACCAGUAGAAAAUGUUCUGAAAUAUUUGAUAGCUGCAUGAAGGUGCAUGCAUGUAGUUCCAUACAUAUUUAUCUUAUGUUAUAUAUUUUCUCAUUCACUUGAGUUUCUUUUAAUUUACUAAACACGAAUAGAAAAAUGCUGCAGUCGAUGGAUGGAAUUGUCUUCAUAAUCAAGUUUUAUAAUAUAUUUCUUGACAUUCUACAUUUACAGACUAACAGCUCUGUUAUCAAUAAUUAUGUCUGUGAUUAAUUGAUAUAAUUACUUAAAAGUCUUUCAAUACGCA